Molecule: messenger RNA, 1326 nt
Organism: Phialemonium atrogriseum
Lineage: Eukaryota; Fungi; Ascomycota; Sordariomycetes; Cephalothecales; Cephalothecaceae
Product: ribosome biogenesis protein Nop53/GLTSCR2
Exons: 2
Coding region: 1-1326 (441 amino acids)
Biological process (GO): ribosomal large subunit assembly; rRNA processing
Cellular component (GO): nucleolus
Molecular function (GO): 5S rRNA binding
Source: RefSeq, a predicted model, not a curated record
AUGGCCGUCCUAAAACCGCUGGUGGGCUCAACUGAGGCCCCUCAACAGUACAAGCAACCAUCGAGAAAGGGCAAGAAGGCUUGGCGGAAAAACAUUGAUGUCUCCGAUGUCCAGAAAGGAUUGGAGCGAGUAAACCAGGAGAUCAUACAGGGUGGCGUAAUUUCGGAACGCAAAUCGGAGGAGAUCUUCACCAUCGACCUCGGUGGCGAUGCGUCCAUUCGCAAGAAGCUCCCCAAGCUCGCGAGAGGGUUGAAGGCCGACGACAUCAUCGCUCAGCGGUCUGCUGUUCCAGCCGUAUCUCUACGCAAACGACCCGGAGAUAUCACCACGGACGGAAUCCUUCCCGCCAAGCGCCAGAGGACAAACUAUGUCACCCACAAGGAGUUGACGAGACUCCGGAAAGUAGCAGAUGGCCACCACGAUAGCACCGUCGCCAUUCCCGAUGCCACCUACGAUGUGUGGGCCGAACCAGCCACAGCCCUCAAGAUCCAGGACGACGCCGACGAGCUCUCAUUCUUGCCAAAGCCCGCAAAGGUGAAGGCACCGAAGUCGCGGAACCAGAAGCCAGUCUCGCUGGUAGCCAGCGGGAAAUCCGUACGGGCGGUCCCAAAACCCAAAGGUGGCCACAGCUACAACCCGGCCUUCACCGAUUACGAGGCCCGCCUGACGGAGGAGAGCAACAAGGCCGUCGAGGCCGAGCGCAAGCGCCUCGCCGCCCUGGAGGCGGACCGCCUCCGGGCCGAGGCGGCGGCGAAAUCCGCGGCGGAGGCGGAGGCGGCCGAGGCGCGGGCGGACCUGUCCGAGUGGGACGAGGACUCUGCGUGGGAGGGGUUCGAGAGCGGCGGCGAGGAGCUGAGCGUCACGGCCAAGCGGCCGCAGCGGAAGACGCAGGCCCAGCGCAACAGGAUCAAGCGCCGCAAGGAGGAGGAGCAGAAAGCCAAGCACGAGGCGGCCAUGAAGCUGAGGAGGGCGCAGCUGGAGCAGGUCAAGGACAUCGCGCAGACCGUCGAGGAGCGGGAGCGGGCGCUGGCCCUCGAGAAGGUCGAGAUGAGCGACGGCAGCGACGAUGGCGGCGACGACAACGAGCUGCGGCGGAGACAGCUGGGCAAGUACAGGCUGCCCGAGAGGGACCUGGAGCUGGUCCUGCCCGACGAGCUGCAGGACUCCCUCAGGCUGCUCAAGCCCGAGGGAAACCUGCUCAAGGACAGGUAUCGCAGCCUCCUGGUUCGGGGCAAGAUGGAGAGCCGCCGGAGGAUCCCCUACAAGAAGCAGGCCAAGACGAAGUACACGGAGAAAUGGACGUACAAGGACUUCCGUCUGGAUUAG